UUAGCUGCAGUAAUAAAGUGAGGUGUGUUGUGCAAGCUUUAUUGAGCAGGCUCGGUCUUUCUUCUUCUAUUUCUCUAUGCUCAGAUGAACUGCUAGCCCUGACGUCUAUUGCAGACUCUGCUAGAUCAGUAUACUGGAAUAAAGCAAGGAUACAAACUUGUACUGUCCAACAACACCUCUCCUGGACUUCAAAUGAAUAUGCAAAUGAGAGGCGGUUGUUUUUGUUUGUUUAUCUCGGUUGCCCUGGUGCUACUUGAGCUGAGCUCUGCACAGGGGAAUCAUGAAUGGAGCGGGUUUGUGAAUACAUUGCAAUCAUCAUUUGACUAUCAGUGCCCUGGAGGGCUGGCUGUUACAGGCCUUGCAAGCAUUUUUGAUGAUCCUGUUAAUGAUAGGAGGUGGGAAUUUUCCUGUGGAACUGGAGGAAAUGUUGCCAAUGUUUCUUCGCAAUGCAUACUCCAGAGUCCAAUUCAUGUGAUAAGAAAUGACAUAAACUAUGAAUGUCCAGGCAAUAGUUACAUGUCAGGCUUUAGUGCAGCUUAUUCUUUAUCAGAUGAGGACCGCUUAUGGAGCCCGUACUGUUGCAGCAGGAACUAUUCGACAUUAAUAAACUGUCACACUCUCACUUCGAACUGGGAAAAUCUCCUAGAAGGUGAUCUAAACUGGACGACGACAAGCGAUAGAGUCGUGACUGGAAUGACGAGCUUCUUCUCAGCAUUUAAUAGGGAUCGAAGGUGGAGAUUCAAGCAGUGCAAAAUACAAGUCAGUUGUGGUGAUCCAGGCAUCCCAGAGAAUGCUGUGAGAGAAGGAGACAGCUUCCUUUACACAGAUACUGUGAGAUUUACAUGCAACAAUGGAUAUUACCUUUACAGUGGGGACAAUGAGAGAACCUGUCAAGAUACAGGACUGUGGAGUGGGAUACAGCCAACUUGUACAUUGUGUACUAAUAUUGAGAAUUGUGCUGAUAUAAGGUGUACUACUGAUUCUGAUCAAUAUUGCUUUGAGUGUGAGUCAAAUUACGGAGCUGCCCUGGGAGAGAGUGCUUAUAGGAAUCUCAACACAUCUUGUGAAGCAUACUGCUCCUGGUUGGGAGGUUUCUGCUAUCCAGGGGACUGUCCAGUUGGCCCUACCUCGUGUAAUUGUUCCGCAGGUUUCUCGGGCCCUGAUUGCCUAAACAUUGAUGCAAGGCCUGAGUUGGAGAGUUGCUCAUUUUCCGUGUCAUCUCUCUCAUCACCAGUAGCCUGUUCUAUCAAUCAUACCAAUGUGUCAUACAUUAAUACCAAUCCAACCAGUCUCACUGGCAACUGGGAAGCUUUAUAUAAUGGUCCCUCUCCUCCUCCACUGAGACCAGCUUACGUUGAUGGGUAUGCUGUUGGAAUCAGUCAAACAAUGAUAAUAGUAUCAGUAUAUAGACAUGACUCUUAUCCUACUGAUGCAGCAAGUAUGACAGAGCAUGAGUGUAUUACUGCUGACGUGUCUCAGGACGCUCCUUUAUCUUCACUGGUCUCAUGCACUGGAUCAGCCACUGCUACACAAUUACUAAAUCACACAUUUCUGCAUGGUGACUGGAUUAAACUCGAGGCUUUUAUCAGUAAUGGAGGCUACCUCAAUAUCACUAACCUUGAUACUAACGACACAGUGACCCAUUAUUAUGCCGGAUCACCAAUAUCCCCUUACUCCCUCCUGCUCCUUGACACUCGGCCUCCCGUCCACUGUUCCGUUGUACCCUCCCGUACUUGUCUAACGGACCAAGGCUCACCACUAAGGGAGAGCCUUAUUCACGAUGACCUCUCGGUCCUUUGGGGCGGGUGGGGGGACGAUCCGGCCGGGGUUCAAAAAUACGAAAUUGAGAUUUACAAGUUAGUUUAUGAUUCUGGAACCGAACUAUUGGAUAAAGCAGCCUCUUCGUCGUUUACUGAAGAUAUCGUACAUGAUGGCAGCAGUAACAGUUAUAGGAGAGAGUACUCACUCCCUGAUCAAGGUCCUUACUCUAUUGUCCUCAUUAUUACUGAUAAUUCAGGCAAUGAUCAAUACACGAGGCGUAUCAUUGUCUAUGAUGCCGACAGUGAACUACUUGAAGAUAGUUCUUUCCCUCUUAUAGCCGUUGGAGGUUUUCCAGAGACGAGAGGACCUGCUGGUAGCGGCUAUUGGCACAACUCGACAACAGUACCCAUCACUGUGAGUGGAGUCGGACACUUUUAUAAUACGAAUCUCAAGACAUCGAAUUGGUUGGCUCCGGUUGCUAACCACACUCCCCCUAUCCCUUCAAUUUAUGACGACACUGAUACUGCCGGGGUACCUAACGCACUGGGCAUCACGUCUCUAGCCUAUACCUACUUUACUGACGAGGUGGGAGGAGCAUCUCCUGGAGCGAUAGCUCAACCUGCUACCUUCCUUAAUCCAACUGACGAUCUGUCUCUAAGUGCCGUUGAAAUCAGUGUCCCUGAUUUAGAAGAUGGGGUAUCGGUGAGCAUUUGGUUUGAGGCAAGGGAUUUUAAAGAGAAUCCGCCAGCACACGAAAAGGUUCUCGUCCACGUUGACUCCAGCCCCCCUGUACUAGGGGGUCUGGGAUUAAUGAGAGAGGGGGUUGACGAGUUGUUGGUACUCUACGGAUCUCAGGCCCUGGAAGAUCUUGUAAUUCUAUUUAAUGCCCGUGACGAUCACAGUGGAUUGUACGAGAUAGAAUGGAGUAUUGUCAGUAAUGGAGUAACGAUAGCGAGAGGAGACAUUCCUAUUACUAAUUAUGAACGGGAGACGUGUUUAGUUGAUUCAGAUUGUGUAUGUGAUUCCGUUGGUCAUUGUCACAAAGUCUCCUACUCCUUCUCUCCUCCCUCCUCCUCCUUCCUCUCCUCUCCACUAGCAAAACACGACACGGACUACCUCAUCAUCGUCACGGCAACAAACCACGCCCAGCUCUCAACGACGCUGACUCAACAGUUUACAGUUGAUCUGACCCCGCCCCUAACCGGCUCCAUAUUCGAGACGACGGCUAACCGUAACCUCCUUGAUAUUGACUAUACAUCAUCAAUGACUUUCAGUAUAAACUGGAGUGGAUUCUUUGACAGAGAGACAGACAUUUUACUAUACCAGUACAUAGUCUCCUCGGGCUGCUCUCCUCAGAACUCAUUCCAAUACCCUGGUACCGGAAUGAGUCUUUUGAAUACCAAUAGCACCAGCGUCAUAUGGACUGCCUCUACCCCUGGGGUGUAUCAUACAACAGUAGUUGCCUAUAAUAAAGCUUACUUACCAUCAAGCCCUGUUUGUUCUGAUGGCAUUAUUAUCGAUCAGGCCCGGCCUCGGUUUGAGGGCGUGGUUAUUCCAGGAGGCGUGGUUAGAGAGGGGUUGGUUCGGUUGGAUAGUGGGGAGGUGUGGUUUAUUGACGCUGAUAGAGAGAGGUCAUUGGUGGAUGGAUACGAUACCACCUGUAUUAAUAACAGUGCAUUAAUUAAUAGUGAGCAAUUGGACACGAUACCCAUCAAGUAUAACAAGUCAUUGCCAUUCUUAGUGCCUCCUUCUCUUUGCUCUCUCUCCGUUCCAUUCCAGGAUAUCAUUUACACUCCGUUGGAUACUGCUCUUAAUAUAUCAUGGGUCGUCACUGACGAAAACGGUAUCUAUGACUACCAGAUAGGUGUGGCCAGCAACCAAUCUGGCCUGCCCGAUAUCCUUCCUACAGUAAGUACUGGAAGACACGCCCACUUUACUGUACAGGGAGAAACUUUUAUGAGUGGAGUUAGUUUUUACGUUGCUCUUGAAGCAGUUGAUUUAUCGGGUCACACGAGCUCUGUCCUGGUUGGUCCUGUUAUAAUUGAUACCUCUCCUCCGAUUAUUAAUGAUAGUAUCAGUCUAGCCCCGCCCACCUUUGAUAAUGAGUUCUAUUUGAUUUAUUGGGAGGAGGAUAGCUUCUAUGACAAGGAGGACUUGUUUACAUUGGAUAGAUACGAAUAUGCUAUUGGUCGGUUUCCUUAUGGUACUGAUGUCCUUCCCUUUUCUUCCCUCCCUCCUCCCUCUCCCUCCUGUCCCCUCACUCCUUACUGCAUUACCAUACCUCUUCACUCCCUCCUCCCCGGCAACCAGUACCACGUCACUCUCAAGGUCUCGAAUACUGGUAACCUAGCAACCUACGUACCAGUAGACCCCUUCAUCGUCCCGUGGCCCCUUCAAGACUGUCUCUCUGUAUACGAACAUGUAGACUCUGCCCCCUUCUACUCCCUCCCUCAGUCUAUUGAUAUUGAUCUUAUAUUUACUGAUGAUCCUCCUCUUACUGUUUCUUGGAGAGGGCUAGAGGACUCUCAUUUAGAUGCUCGGUUUUUUGUGGCUUUAGGAACGCGGCCAGGUCUAACUGACGUGGCUGGACUCAAACCUGUACCUCUCGGCCGUAACAGCUACACUUUUAACGGGCUUUUAUUAGAAACAGGAUCUAGUUAUUACUCUUUAUUAGUAGCUAAUAACUCGAUUAGCAGUGUCAACCAAACAUCUGAUGGUUUCUUGUAUCUUCCACUGACUACUGAUAAUCAGUUGGCUUUUAUAUGGGACGGCUGGUCAGACCUGUAUGACGAGGACUACCAGUUGUCCAGUACCGCCGUAACCUGUCACUGGUUUUAUCCCGACGCCAUUACUAGCCACUUGUCUCAUUAUGAGUGGGCAUUAUUUAGAGUAUUGGGGCAUGACAGUUCGAAUGUGUCGCUGGUUAGUGAUUACAUUAAUACAGGUCCUAAUGAAUAUGGAAUGAGAUUGAGUGAAUUGGAACAUGGUGUGAUGUACCUCACGGCUGUCAGAGCUUGUUUUAAGAGUGGUUGCUUAGAGCCAAGGUUUUCCGAUGGGUUUUAUGUGGCCACACCUCCAGUCACGCCCACAACGGCUCCGCUAAUAGCUGAGUAUGGUAAUGGUGUCCUUAAUGUAAAUUGGAGUGGUUUUGCUGAUCCGGAAUUAGCUUAUUAUGAGUGGAGUAUAGAGGGAGAGAGAGAGGAAGAGAAAGGAUUAGUAAGAGACUGGGAGCGUGUUGCAGCUAAUGUCACGCAUAUUAGUCUCUCGUUUCCAUUGGAAACAAGCCCCUCCCACCAAUGGACCUACUCAGUGAUUCUCAGAGCUUUUAACAGAGCUGGCCUGAGCUCAAGUGCUCGAUCGUUAAUUGCUAUAAUUGAAGGGGCUUCCCCAACAGGAUACAUUGUGUAUGACAUAAACACUAAUAUUCUCAUACCUACGGCUGAGGACUGGAUGAGUCAAGAUUUCAGUGUCACCACUUAUUACGAUAUUGACCACACCCCCUCAGGCCAUACCCUAGCUGCCGUUUGGCCCCAGCUACGCUUUAAAUCCUAUCAGUACUCAAUUUCUGAAACUCGUUCCUUCAUUCCUUGCCAGGAGCCUUACCCAACUGCUUGUAACGAGACGAUUAAUAAUGGAGCCGUUGUGUCUGGUCUCGAUCUAAGUCAUGGACGUGUUUAUUAUUUUUGUGUUCGUGGUUUGGCAGAAGACGCUUACAGCCCCUCCCCCUCUGGCCCUCGUACAGCCACUGUCUGUAGUGAUGGUGUCGUUAUUGAUCUGACUCCGCCCACUGGUGGGUGUGUACAAAUUGUUCCGGUUCAUUCUAUUGAGGAACUCCCUGAGCUGAAGAGUGAGGAAAGAGUGCCGGUAUCUUCUGGAAGCGGCCAGGAGGAGGGUAGACCAGGAGUCAGUGGUAUCUAUAGUUCCUGGGCUCAUUCCUGUUCCGAUCAGUAUGGGUCUCAGUCUUCUACUUCUGAGCUGAGACUGGUCUGGGACUGGUUCCAAGAUAUAGAGCAGUAUAGGAAUGAGCCUUUUGUUUAUGGGGUUUCGGAUUAUGAAUAUUCUAUUGGCACUAGUCCUGGUCAUCAAGAUAUUGUUAGAUACACGUCAGUGGGUGUGGCUAGAAGUGUCAUAGUGUCUGGUCUAUCAUUAACUCCUGGAUUAACUUACUAUGCAAGCAUCAGAGCCACUGAUCAAGUUGGUCGUAAAACAAUCAUUACUUCACAAGGACUAACUAUUGAUUCAACCCCGCCCUCUUUUGGGCGCGUCUGGCUGACACCAGAUACAAUACCCUUGAACACAACACAAGGUCUCCGCCCAAACUGGGACCUCAUAAUAGACCCUGAGAGUAACGUUGGGGCCAUACAAUGGUCACUUGGAUCUGCUUCUGGUCACAGUGAUAUCAUACCAUGGACUAGUACUAACAGUACUGUGUCACUGUCAUCUCUUAUUAAUGUCUCACUUGGGGAUGGACAGCCUCUUGUACUUAAUGUAUUGGCUAUAAAUAAUGCUGGACUGUCACUCAUCCGCUCAUCAAGUUUGAUUUAUUAUGAUUCCACUCCUCCUUGCCCCUCUCGUGUGUUUGAUGGACUAAGACCCACAGACUCAGGAUUCCUUGACUUAGACUAUACUUAUAACCACACCCACUUAUCGGCUCACUGGAACUCAUUCUCAGACCCUCAUACCAGCAUGAGUUGGUAUGAAUGGAGCAUUGGUACUUGUCAAGGAUGCGGUGAUGUUAUUCCAUUUGGUAAUGUUGGUUUAGUAACAGAGUCUACUGUUAGAUAUUCAUACCGUCAAGGUGGUUUAUAUUAUAUCAGUGUCCGUGGAUGUAGUUUUUAUUCUGGCUGCACUACUGCUCAUUCUGAUGGUGUCCUUGUUGAUGUGAUUCCUCCCAUUACUCCAGUGUUGCAUCACGGAUUGCCUGGUUCUUCCCUUCAGAUCCAGCCGUCAAGACAUACAUUAAUUGUCAAUUGGAACACUGCUACUGGCUACCAGUCAAAACUCUCCCACUGUUCCUAUUCCGUUGGUACUUCACCUGAUGAUUCCACUUAUCUCCUACCCACGGAAGCACCAGCUUCAAUCAACUCUCUGAUAAUCACGUCUCCGUUCCUCUCGUCUCAUUUAUUACCAGUCAAUAGGACGGUAUAUGUAACACUGGUCAUUACCAGUAGAUCCGGUUUGACCAGUACCUCUCACUCUCCUGGAGUCUUUAUAAGUAAUGUACCGCCCACGCUGAUUAGCACGCCGGUUAUUAAUGUGGAGUGGGCGGGGUCGUUAGUAGGCGGGUCUCAAUACACUAGCUCUGUAUUGAGAUUUGAUUGGAAUUUUACUGAUACUUAUACGUCAAUCACUCAGUAUUUCUUUACACUCUACUCUCACGAAGGCACGUAUCAGCUCAUUAAUGAGAGCCACACCUAUAAUAUUCAAUAUGCAACGAUAGCUAAUUUGAAUUUAAAAGAUGGAGACAGGCUGAGGGGUCUGGUCAGAGCGUGCAACCAGGCUGGGCUCUGUCAGACUGGUUUUACAAACCGGUUUGUACUGGUUGACUCAUCCCCUCCUAUUGAUGGUUAUUUUGCCGUGGGGACGUCCUCUUCUGCUCCUCUCCCUUGGUCUAUUGAGGACGGGAUGAGUUGGAUUAAUCAUGACCACUACUCAUUCUUAAACCUAACUUUUACUGGGUUUUCAGACCGCCACUCGGGGGUUUCCGAAUAUUGGGCGACCGUCGGUUCCGGCUACGGCAUGAGUGAUCUCUUUAGGCCUUCAUCACCUCUAACAGUACGAGAACAUCCAAUGGAGAACCUAGUGUACAUGUCAACACUUCAAUUGUCCCGAGCACUGAGUCUAAGCGAGGAACUGCACGUGUGGAUAUGGGCUGUGAAUGAGGUUGGUAGACAAAGUCACGUAGUUACGGGUACUUUUAAAGUGGGCGGGGACAGUAACGAAGUCGGUAACUUAGAAUUAUUACGUUCUCAGUCUUGCCCGGUGGUCAGUUGCGAGGGUCAUUGCACUUGUAGUGAAAGAGGACAUCAUUGUGAUAGGCCAGUUAAUGCAACCUGCCGUGAAAUGGAUUCUUCUUCUUUGCCUCCUGAUAUGAAUGUGAUCUCUCUCACUCUCUCUUCUCAACUAGCGGCCAAUGUCCCUCCACUCUUUACCACUGUCACUGAUGUAUUAUCAGGCCAUAUACGACCAGUGACCAGCUCACCGUCGUACCAGUGGGUUGAAUGGAGCAUCGGUGAGGCUUCUCAAGGGGCCGGGUCUGGACUUAUUGACUCUUCGUCGGAACCAAUUUGGUUUCCACUCCCCCUGGGGUCUGGUAGGCCAAUAUUUGACGUGAGCCCUCGCUACCCACUGAUUCAAGGAAAUACAUACUCAUUCAGAGCAAGGGUCUGGUACAAUGAUACUCAUUACUCAAUAUUCAGCUCCGAGGGGGCCCUUGUGGACAGCACUAAUCCGAUAGUAUUCAAUGGCUACCGUGUUGGUGAGUAUAACCAAUACUCAAGCAUUGAAAUAGAUUACACUCAAGUUACGAGCAGCCUUCUUGUAAAAUGGAUGAAUGUUUUUAGCAGACGGUAUUCAGGUAGUCAUACCUUGUUUUAUGUGGGUCUGGGUGAUUCUCUAUUAUCUGAUAAUGUCCACAGACUUACUCUAGUUGGUAAUGUCACUUCCUAUAACAUUACUAGCCUGAGGCUUAGAGAUAAUAGGAAAUAUUAUGUCAUAGUUCAAGGGAUUACUCCAAGUGGUGUAUAUGCAUUAUCUGGUUCUGAUGGUGUUAGUGUUGAUACUUCUCCUCCGUUGUCAGGUAGCGUCUUUAUUGUUAAUAAAGGAGCACCUUAUCAUAGCACGUUGGCUAUUUCUAACAGAACAGCCGUAUCUUUGAGGCUACUCGGUUUUCACGAUCCUCAGUCAUUUAUAAGAGGAUUUGAAGUUGGUAUAGCUAAACCGGAUGAGCUCAUUACAAGCUAUGUUAGUAUAGGCCUCAACCUCUCUCCUACUCUAACUGGCCUUGAUCUGGAGGAUGGUAGUACCUAUAGAGUUUCUGUAAAGGCUAUCAGUGGAGCUGGGGCAGCGUCUAUAACCUAUUCAUCACAUUUCAUAGUUGACUCUACUCCUCCUGGUAGUUUCAAUGCCUCAUAUGUACCCAUAGUAACUGAAUCCUUUGAAACAUUAGGAGAAGAACCUAACCUGAAUAUCACUGAUAGUCUACUUAGACUAGGUUGGGAAUUAGAUCCUGGUAGUGCUACGUUCAUUUCUUCUUCUACUGAUUUACAUUCUGCUGCACUUCCUGAUGGCACUGCUGCUAUUGAACUCAAUGGCUGCAUAUCACGUGAUAUAACUACUGAUCCAACACUCCACUAUUACUUGUCAUUCUACAUACUCGUAACACAAGGAGAGACGGUAACAUUUAGUGUUCCAUGUAGCUACAAUGAAGAUGUAAUGUGCAGUAAAGCACUAAGCACUCAACCUCUUGAUUCUAACAGGAGCAGGAGUAGUGAUAUCAUUAGAUAUUGGAGUAGAGUCCAAUACAGUUAUUAUCAACUUAUGGGUUCUGUCUUUAAUUUAAGGAUAUGUUCCCAAAACAGCCCACUGACUAUUGAUAACAUUAUGCUUGAGCAUCAGUCACUAUCAUCCAUUAGUGAUCAAUUAGUUAUCAAAGCUCAUGACUUGGCCCACUCUUCCUCCUUAUCCUCUCUUCUCCUACACGUCUUUGAUCCCCAGAGUGGCAUGCAAAAGAUAACGUAUGCCAUUGGGACGUUCCCAACUGGCAUACAGUUACAAGAACACAGAUACAUCUCACCACUUGAUCCUGUAAUAUAUCCCAACUUAUAUCUACCUAGCAUUGAGGCUAGUAUGACGAUAUAUAUUACCGUUAUUGCCACUAAUUUUGCUGGCCUGACCACUCGCUUUCUCUCUCCUCCUAUCAUCCUUGACCGGUCGCCACCAGUGUCUCUUACUCGUCCGGGGGUUAAGGAGAUCCUGGUCACUGGUGGCCCUGAUAUUGAUUAUACUCUUUCAUCAAGUGUGUGGGUGGAUUGGUCUGAUGUGGUUGAUGGUGAGAGUGGAAUUCAGCAUUGUCAGUGGGGUCUGGGUUCUAGUCAUGGGCUCAGUGAUAUUAGUAGUUUUAAUGUCACUCAUUCCACUUCAGCAGUAUCUACCAUUCUCUCAUUGCCACAUGGUACAGGACUCUACUCCAUUGUAUCCUGUAUUAAUAAUGCUGGGCAGUCCUCAACAUUUAUAUCUGAUGGUAUAACAUUAUUGCAAAACCCUCCCUCCCAUCAGCUGGCAUCACUGAUCAUAUCAAGCCCUGAUUCAUACCAGUAUGAGUCAAGAUCUGGUCAUAUACCCACUGACUCAAUGCUAUUGAUUUGGAGUGGGUUUGGAUCCAAUUUCCCUUUGAGAUAUCAAGUUAGGAUGAUCAGGAGUGAUUCUGCCGCUGGUCUGAGCGAUGAUGAGGGAUGGUGUGAUGUGGGGCCAGUCCAGCAGCUGUCGUUAAGUGACAUGAACAUCAGUGCCAAUAUUGAGUAUGACGUUCAAGUAAGAGCAUUUGUUGUUGAAGGACUAUGGAGCCAGCCUUUGUCUGGUAGUUUUACAAUUGUUCCUACUCCUCCAGUCUGGAAUAAAGGUAUACCCCUUAAUGCCUCUUGGACCGGUAGCAACAGACUCACUCUAGAAUGGAGUAAUGUCUUUUCAUCUCCUUCUUCCCUUACGUACGAAGUUUCCCUUGGCUUCCAAGUGGGCGAUACCUCGUUUCAGAGGUGGGCGUCACCGGUACAGGAAGUCGAGGGGGAAAGAAUUGUAAUUAUCAAUAGAAGAUUGAGGAGUAGUGGACAGUAUGUGCUGGCAUUGAAUGCUUUGAGCAGCAAUGGAUUAUCCACUACUGCUAAUUAUGUACUUGAUGAAUCGAUUGCAAUACCCAUUGACGUAUGAUAACAAUUAAAUUUUAAUUACAUAAUAAUAGUAAUAAUAAUAAUAAUAAUAAUAAUAAUAAUGAUAAUAAUUGUAUUAACUAAUUUUGCACAAACCAUAUCUCCCAUUGGGAAUAUCAAAA
This is a messenger RNA of Amphimedon queenslandica, 10807 nucleotides long. RefSeq lists its product as uncharacterized. The transcript has 20 exons. Lineage: Eukaryota; Metazoa; Porifera; Demospongiae; Haplosclerida; Niphatidae. The record is from RefSeq and is a predicted model, not a curated record. Gene Ontology annotation, molecular function: protein binding. Bases 193 to 10686 code for a protein of 3497 amino acids.